CUAGCUGGCAUUCUAAUGAUGUGUUUUUUUUUUUGUUUUUUUUUUCAGGCUGACCAACUAACAGAAGAGCAAAUUGCUGAGUUCAAGGAGGCCUUUUCGCUCUUUGAUAAGGAUGGAGAUGGCACCAUCACCACUAAAGAGCUGGGCACAGUGAUGCGCUCUCUGGGCCAGAACCCUACAGAGGCAGAGCUGCAGGACAUGAUCAACGAAGUGGAUGCCGAUGGAAAUGGAACGAUAGACUUCCCUGAGUUUCUAACCAUGAUGGCCAGAAAGAUGAAGGACACAGACAGCGAGGAGGAGAUCAGAGAAGCAUUCCGUGUCUUUGACAAGGAUGGAAAUGGAUACAUCAGUGCUGCUGAGCUGCGCCAUGUGAUGACGAACCUUGGAGAGAAACUAACUGAUGAGGAAGUGGAUGAGAUGAUCAGAGAAGCAGAUAUUGAUGGAGAUGGACAAGUCAACUAUGAAGAGUUCGUACAAAUGAUGACGGCGAAGUGAUGGCCUUGUACAGAUUUCUAUAUAAAUUUGCCUUUUUUCUUUGUGUAAUUUAUCUGUAAAAUCUUAAUAGCCCCCCAUUCGUCCCUGCCCCCUCUGCUGUCCAAAGGAACUGCAUGUAAACUGCAUAAGCUCAUGUCCCCAUGUCCCUUUCUUUUGCUGUCAUGGUGUUUUGGAGUGACGGAAUGGCCAUACAACCAGGAGCCCGUGGAGGCCUCUGGGAGCCGGAGAUCUUCGGCCCCUCCUUACCUGGCAACGUAGGAGACCUAUCACCUGGUUGUCACUUGGCAACACUGUUGGCAUGGAAGCAAUGUAGCGGAGUUAAAACUCUGCAUGGACUAUGGACAAAGUACAUGAAAUCUCUCAGCAUUGCACUACUGCAAAAUUAUGACACGGGUGUAUCUCCUUGGUACUCGUACAAACUCUUUUGUAUCUGCUGUUCUUUAUUGGAAAAUGACUAAUCUUAACAUGCUUUUUAAUGUUUUACUCACUACUUUUACUUUCCUCUUUUCUUUCUUUCUUUUUUUUUCUUUUUGUAUGACCUCUGGUCAUGCCUAAAACAAUCCAUUCCAAGUUGUAUAUUUUGUUUUCCAAUAAAAUUUACAAUCUACCCAUA
Molecule: messenger RNA, 1108 nt
Organism: Cyprinodon variegatus (sheepshead minnow)
Lineage: Eukaryota; Metazoa; Chordata; Actinopteri; Cyprinodontiformes; Cyprinodontidae
Gene: calm2a
Product: calmodulin
Exons: 5
Coding region: 16-495 (159 amino acids)
Molecular function (GO): calcium ion binding
Source: RefSeq, a predicted model, not a curated record